Molecule: messenger RNA, 6195 nt
Organism: Perca flavescens (yellow perch)
Lineage: Eukaryota; Metazoa; Chordata; Actinopteri; Perciformes; Percidae
Gene: myripb
Product: myosin VIIA and Rab interacting protein b
Exons: 19
Coding region: 355-3630 (1091 amino acids)
Biological process (GO): intracellular protein transport
Cellular component (GO): cortical actin cytoskeleton
Molecular function (GO): actin binding; myosin binding; small GTPase binding
Source: RefSeq, a predicted model, not a curated record
AUGCCAAAGUGUGUAAAGAAUAGACAGUAGUUGCCGUUGUAGUAGUACAAUACAGAGAGACGCAAUGACAAUUAUAUGUAUUAAGUAAAUAUUUACAAGUUAACUAGUUUCAUGUACGCUUGUAGGUUUGUUUCAGUAUGUUAGUGUUAGACGGGAUACAUGAACAUGCAAAUGUUAAUUACGAGUCUACAACUGCAACAAAAUAGUUAAUUGCAGUUCAACUGAUUGAAGCAGCUGGAGAUGCAGUCUGCACUAGGCUCCGUUUAGUUGCCGAGUUGAAAGGGACAGCUGCUUUGGUAACAGCUUUGUGAAAGGUGCGAGUGAGAGAAAAGCAGUGAGGCUUUCAAUCCUUUCAUGUGGAAACAGCGGAGGAAGCCAAGGACGAGACUGAGGAAAAAAACGGGUUGUCUCAGCCUCGGCCCCCAGAGCAGCAGUGCCUCUCCUCGUCCUCCCCUCUUGGACCAGCAGCUCAGUGUGGCGAGGCCAGGAAGGAUGGGCCGGAAACUGGACCUGUCGGGCCUGACGGACGACGAGGCGGAGCACGUCUUGAAAGUUGUCCAGCGUGACAUGAAGCUGCGAAAGAAGGAAGAAGAGAGGCUGAGUGAGAUGAAGCAGGAGCUGGCGGAGGAAGGCAGCAGAUGCUCCAUCCUCUCCAAGCAGCACCGCUUCAACGAGCACUGCUGCAUCCGCUGCUGUGCGCCCUUCACCUUCCUGCUCAACCCCAAGCGCCUGUGCCUGGACUGCCAGUACAACGUCUGCAAGACCUGCUGCACCUACAACAAGAGGGACAAAGCCUGGCUCUGCUCUGCAUGCCAGAAGGGCAGGGUUUUAAAGACACAGUCGCUUGAAUGGUAUUAUAACAAUGUGAAGAGUCGCUUCAAGAGGUUCGGGAGCGCCAAGGUUUUGAAGACUCUGUACAGAAAGCACAUUAUAGAGAGAGGAGCAUUCUCUGAUCUCCCAGAAAGCAGUGUUCACGAGGGAAGCACCGGCAACGACAAUGAUGGCAGCAUCUGUGGCAGCGACUCCGCCUUCUACAAACAGAGUGAAGGACACAGUAUGGCAGAGACACUCACAGUCGCCCUGCGUGUUGCUGAGGAGGCUAUAGAGGAGGCCAUCGCUAAGGCAGAGGAGUUCAGUGACAGCUUGGAAAAGCAGAAUGAGGCUCGGUAUCUGCAGGACCACAAAGAGGAGCUCAUAGAGGAACUCGCCACAACAAUUGUACAAAAAAUCAUCCAGAGGAGGAGGCGUUCAGAGAUGCACACAGAGUAUGACUUUGUCUGGCCUCAGCCUCAGUCCCUGAUCCAGUCCGGUGAACUCCCCUCUCCGUCUCAGCCUCAAGCUUCUUCACAAGGACUGCAGGACCCCCUCAAGACCUCAAACUCCCUCUGGCGGUCGCGGUCCGCCUUCUCCCUCACCAGUGACGACUCCCCGGAGAAGGGUCCAGACGAGGAGGGGGCCGGGGCGGGAGGCGGCUUGCAGGAGUACGCUUCUCUGAAGAGGGAGGGCAAGGCCACGUCUCUACCCAGCUGGAAGAGUGUCGACCGCCUGGACAACUCCAGUGCAUCCUCAGUGCUCCAGAGCCCAGACGGUAACUGGAUCGCUCUGCACAGCUCACAGAUGUCCCGGCCCAGCCUGCUAACCAAGAGGAAGAGCCUGGUGUUCAGCGUGUUGGAAAAGGAGUCCGGCGUCGUGUCGGCUUACGACGAGAUGGGAUCCGACUCUGAGGAGGACGACAAAGGCGGCUGGGGUGCAGCGUUGCGACAGUUCCAGCGCAAACUCUCCGACGAGACUUACUACACGGACUCGCAGCACGACCCGGAGUGGACGUACACCCAGCACCUUCCGAUUACCUCGCCGUCCUCUGGCCAGUACACCAACACAGAGACUGUCAACUCAGACUCAGAGGCCUCAUCAGUGCUGUCUGCAUGUCCUCGCAAACCGCCUCACAACCUGCUGAGGAAGAAGGGACCCCCGGACACACACCUGCACCCUCAUCACCAGCCGCUCUACCAACAACACCUUCACCAGAACCUAUCUCCCUAUCGACUCCACUCAGAGGCACUGGAUGUCAACUUUAACCCUAAGGUGAUGGGAGACAGCAGCGAGGCGGAGGAGAGGCAGAGCGACCCGAUCAGAAGAUCACGGCGACGCAGGAAAAGCAAGAGAGAGUCGUCAACAGAGCAGAGCAAAGCUGGAGGCCAGAGCCACACACCGUCCUUCUACCCAUUAGUACAAGAGAACAGUGGUUUUUUACUCAAUGCCCUUCUGAAGAGGGGUCUAAGUGAGGAACAGUCAGUACCUGACACUACGCCAAUGGCCACAACUGCACCAGACGCCUUCAAAUUAGACGCCGUGACACCCGAGCCAGAUGACUUGGACACAGUGGCCCCGAAUUCAGCAGCCCUGAGCCCUCCACAGCCCCACGCUCUGGCUCCGGGGUCCCAGCAAUCACCCAGCAGCUCACGGCCUGGAGAUCCUCUGGAAGAGGAGCUACGAUCCAGACUCAGUCAGCUGGUCAGCCGCGCUAACAGCAAAGACAGCAGCUCAUCUGAGGAGGAGUGCACAAAGCAGACAGAUAAAGGAAGUGACAGACAGAGAGAGAAGAUGAGGCCAAAAGACACUGAAAGAGAAAGGCAAAAGGGAAGUGACAGAUUAAGAGACAGGACCGGCAGUAAAGAAAGAGAGAAAGUGUGUGAAACUGUGGAACAAGUGAAUGGACAAGUGGUGAAAAGAAGUGAGAGACUAAUAAAGAGUCCUUCAGUGAGAGAGGAAGGGAGAGGCAGGGAGAGGCGGUUAGAGAUGGGAGUGGAAUGUUUGGAAGAGAACAUAGUCGACCGGGAGAAAAAGAGGGGAGAGAACAGAGAGCCAAACAGACAGAGUAAGAGACAACAUAAACGAGAUGUGGAGAAAGGAGCAGGACAGAAAGGAGGAGUAAGAAGGAGUGGAUCCAGCACAAGUUCACCUGCUAUUACACCUUCUUCCCAGGAGAGGACGCUGUCAGACAGCCAGGACUCAGAACAGAAUGACUUGGAGCAACAGCAGAGGCUUCAAUUGCUCUCCUCUCUCUUACAGCAGCAGAAGUACUCGGCGGCCUCUCUCUGCAGCAUCACCACCGAGGUGCUGAAGGUUUUGAACGCUACAGAGGAGCUGAUCGGUGAGGCAGGAGGUGAGAGCUACACCCCAUCUGAGUCCAUGAGUGCUUCUCCCAUCUCCAACAGCUCGGAAACCCGCAGGCUGGACCAGAGGCUGACCAAGAUGGAGGAGAAUGUGUACCUGGCUGCUGGUGCUGUGUAUGGGCUGGAGGGGGCACUGGGGGACCUGGAGCAGUGUGCCCGCGGUAUUGAGAGUGGCACCUCAGACACAGAGCUGGCCUUCCUGGAGGACCAGGUGGCCACCGCAGCCGCUCAGGUUCAGCAGUCUGAGCUACAGAUUUCAAACAUUGAGGCCAGGAUAUCGGCACUGAAAACCGCUGGGUUGAAUGUGACUGUCUGCAAUCAUUUCUCCAAGUUCAAGCCAAAGGCUAAGCCUCAAACCCUGGACUCAUCACGCCAUCAAAGGAGGAAGCUUCCAGCCCCUCCACUGAGAGAAAAGUUGGAGCCAGAGCUACAGGUGAAAGUGUUUCGGCCAUAGUGACAGUCAGCAGCAUAACAUGUCCCUCAGGGCCACUUCAGAGCCCCAGGGACGGGGGCCCGUCUCAUCCAGUGCCUUGACCCAGUGUCCGCCUCCAGCUCCAGGCCAAACAGGGGCCAACACCCGCCCUGUGCGACCUACCAAGCACUCAGCCCUCAGCCAGGCACGGUACCCUGUCAGUCAAAAUGCCUCACAGAAAAGAUGACUGGCUCUUUCCACUUUAUCAUCCAUUUUCUCCUCCUCUCCACGCACACAACAUCAAGCAAGGAUGACUCGACAGUCUGUGUCUCUGCCUUAAAAAUCUGCAAACACUCCUCAUGACCCAACUGAAAUAGAAUAUCUGUACAGACAAAAAUAACUCUCAUUUCCUUUUUCUAUCUGUUUGCAAGAGUAUUGUGAUUUACUGUACAAUGAAGAUGUGGAAAAAUCAUGUGAAACUUUCUGUGAUUCAGUGUCCCAAAAAGAGGCUGAGCCGUGUUUUAUACUGCAUCUUCUUUCUCACCAAAUGAAAUGUCAUGAGGAAUCUUAUCAUAAGCCCCUUAAGAGCUUUUUUGGAUGAUUGUCCAUUCUCACACACACACACACACACACACACACACACACACACACAGCUAUCAGAUGGUAAUCCUCAUUUGGGGAAUGAUUGUAACACCUUUUGACAUUUAACCAUUUUAAGAAUAAAUGGAUUUACCAGAAAAUCAGUGUUUAAAUACCCAAAUCAUCAGGGCCAAAACAUGUUUAUCCUCCCUUCCUGACGCUAAAAUUGCUUUAUGGCAAUAAUGGAACACAAAGCACAUUUGGGAAGUCUGUCACUCUUUGUAAACAUAGUUUUAAAAAGUUAAAGGAAUAGUUUGGGGAAAUUCAGGAGUUACAGGAGAAGAUCAAUGUCUGUACAGUAAAUAUGUAGCCUGUUAGCUUAGGUUAUCAUAAAGACUGGAAACUGGGAAAAAAAGAUAGCUUGACUCCUUUUUUUAAAAGGUAAAAAUAUAAGCCGAGCAGCACUGCUAAAGCUCACUGAUUAACAUAUAUUUUUUGUUUAUUUAAACUGUACAACUAGGCAAGUAUUGUUACCUUCAGACAGAGCCAGGCUAGCUGUUUCUUUAACAGCCUUAAUGUGGAAGCUGUGGGCUUUUAAAUUGAAAUGAGUCAAAAUAAGGUUUGAAUAAUGUCUGAAUGUCAGACAAACUCAGCUCGACAGAUUGUCUCAGUAGGUUUGACAUUCAGGUUCGGUCUGACAGCCUUCCCUCUUGCAGCAUUCUUCAACCCAAAGUCAUUCUCUUCCUCAGUCAUUUUCUUCAUUUACUAUACUUUCAAACGUUGUGGCCUUUUAUUUGAACAAAAAAGGUAUUUUCAUGUUUCCACUUCGCUGGGUUAUGUCCGAACUUUCGUGCUGCGUUCAGAAAAUCCUGUAAAGAUUUUUACAUAAUGAAGUCUGAUGGGCUAUAUGACAAAUGCCAUGAAACCAUGAUUUUGUUACAAGCAAUUUAUUUUUGUACUUACUGAACGUUUUUAUGCAAUACCACCGAAAUAAGUACUAUUGCAAAUUAAAGGCUUUAUUCUCUCCUCAAAGGAGCCCUCCUCAGUCAGUCCUAUUAGACUCUCUCAUGUGUGAUUCAAAGUGCUUUCAGUGUAUACCUGCAUUUACCAUUUGAUAUUCUGCCAGUAAUGAAAAUGGUAAAUGUUACAAAAACACGGGUGACAAGAGGCAUUUUUUGGAGUGGCUAUAGUACGAUUCAUACUGUAUUUGUACUCCUUAAACACUAGAUUUGAGAAUACUGCCUUUCAUUUUGGGUUAAUUUUCUUCACUCUGUGACCACUUACAUUAGUCAGAAUCUCAGUUAGCCAUGCAUACGGUUGCCAAAGUGUUUGCUCUGACUAUACAGCUCAAGAGCAGAGUUGGAUUUUCUGAUGGACUGCUUGAACUAAAAGGUGUGAUAAUCUUCAGUAUGAAUGCUCAGCCCCUUCUAUUAGUGACCUUUUCAUCCCAGCCUUUCACAUCUCGGAUUUUGCACAUUGAUCCUGUACUUUUGUCAAUCUUGUUCUCCCGAGGUGUCGAUGUAUAAAAGCAUGUUUCUGGUUUUAUCAAAAUUGAUGUAAAAUUUCCCAUGAAAAGCACAGCCACAAGGGUCCAAUCAUUAGUGUCCUGUAUUUUUCUAAUGUAAAAAAAAAUAUCUCAUCACAGAAUUUAUUAAUAUAUGUAUAUGUGUGAAAAGAUGGAUAUGAUAUAGAAUAAUAUGUGUAUUGCCCAAUCAUAGUUGACGAAUCUUUCAGUGUUGUGUGCAAGAGACAGUGUAUAAUUGUCAUGACUUGUCGGCUGGAUUCACACAGGACGUCUAAUUUACGGAAACUGUGUCCACUCCGAAAUGAUGAGAUUCACACAGAGCUAAAAGCAGAUCUCACUUUUGUUCCUGUUUAAAUCCAGUGUGAAUGACUACGAUGAGGUUCACUGUGCACAGCUCCACAGGAGGGCCAUUCACUUUUAUGUGCAAUCGUUUGUUGCGAUCCAUAUGACAUGUUGGGGAAAAUAUUAACAAGCAAAAAAUACAGAUUCUCUAUGUGCCACAG